UAUUCGGGUGUUUCACAGCUUCAGUGACUUGCUGGCGCUUCACACAGAGCGCCUCCAUUAUUAUUCUCGCGGUAUUUCACAGUCAAUGCGUCACGUCACACGGAGACAGAACUGGAGAAACAUGGCGGAGCGAAGGAAGCACAAGAAGAGAAUCCAGGAGCCUGGUGACCCAACCAAGGAGGAGAAUGCAGUUGCCAAAUACCUCCGCUUUAAUUGCCCUACCAAAUCCACAAACAUGAUAGGCCACAGAGUGGACUACUUUAUUGCUUCAAAAGCAGUAGACUGUCUUUUGGAUUCUAAGUGGGCAAAAGCCAAGAAGGGAGAUGAGGCCUUGUUCACUACCAGAGAGUCUGUCGUGGAUUACUGCAACAGACUCCUGAAGAAGCAGUUUUUUCAUCGAGCCCUGAAAGUAAUGAAAAAGAAGCCAGAAAAGGAAAUGAAGAAUGAGAAGGAAAAAGAGAAAGAAAAGGAAAAAAACAAGACUGACAGUAGCAAAGAGGAGGAGAAAAAAAGCAAGAAGGAAAAAGACAAGAAGGAGAAAGACAAGAAGAAAGAAGCAGAAGUAGCAGAGGCCAAAAAGGAGAAAAGCGAUGAAAGUCCAGGAACCCCAAAGAAGAAAAAAGAGACCAAGAAAAAAUUCAAAUUAGAGCCAAAUGAGGAUCAGAUCUUCCUGGAUGGAAAUGAGGUGUAUGUUUGGAUUUAUGACCCAGUUCAUGUUAAAACCUUUGCCAUGGGGCUGAUAUUAGUUAUUGCGGUGAUCACAGCCACCCUUUUCCCUCUCUGGCCUGCAGAAAUGCGUGUGGGUGUCUAUUAUUUGAGUGUGGCAGCUGGUUGCUUUGUUGCCAGUAUCCUUCUCCUUGCAGUGGCUCGGUGCAUUCUGUUCCUCAUAAUCUGGGUGUUGACAGGAGGCCGCCACCACUUCUGGUUCCUGCCGAACCUGACAGCCGACGUUGGAUUUAUCGACUCCUUCAGACCCCUUUACACCCAUGAGUACAAGGGACCUCGAUCAGACUCUAAGAAAUCUAUCAACGACAAAGCAGAGGACGCAGUAAAGCCCCAGAAAUUGGACAGCGUGGAAAAGUCAGACAGCGAGAAGAAAGAAAAGGAGGCUAAGGGCGAGGCGGAGGAUGAGAACGGGAAGGCGCCAGGCAGCUUAGCGGCAGAGGGCUCAGCUGGGGAGAGACAGUCAGACACAGACAGUGAUCGCAAAGAGGAUGAUGGUUCACAGCACAGCAAUGGCAACGACUUUGAGAUGAUCACCAGAGAGGAGUUGGAGCAGCACACCGAUGAAGGGGAUGCUGAGGAAGAGGGCGAGUACGAGGAGGAAGAAGAGGAGGACGACGAUGAGACAAAGCCUUUACAUAAAAAAACAUAAAAACAAAUCCUUCCGCUCAACGAGGACUACUAUGAAUAAUGUGCAGAAGAGAGAGGCUUUUCUAUGUUGGUCAAUCAUUCUACACCUGGUAACUUUGUUUUAAACAAAAAGCCUUAUUAUGAGCCCCUCCCACUGCAAAAACAUUCUCACGUUUCAGAGUUCCAGGAUUCUCAUUGCUAAUCUGUCAGUGUUUUUUCUUCCCAAUAAUUAUUAUUUUCUGUUCAGAAUACAGCAACGGUUUUAGAAUGGUAGAACAUACACUUUAUGUAGCAUACACUUGACACCCGAAGCUUGUAUUAUCAUUUUCAAUCUGUUCCAAUGUAUGCAAAGUUUUUCUGCACGUUUGUACAACUAGAAUUUUCAAGCUAAAUAACUGAAAAACCUUUAUCUGACAGCUGACAUAUGAAGCAAUUAAACUGUGUAGGUAGUGGCACCUGGAGGUUGAACCAUUGACUGCUUAAUAUGUGCACAAUUGGUUUACAAUGUCAAACCUAACAACGCAUAAUGCAAAAGACUCCCAAAACAUCUUGUGCGCUUCUAGAAGACCAUCUUUUUAAGAAUGUGUUUUUUGUCCACAGCAGAAUUCUCUAGCCAUAUUUACCAUAAUUAAAAGCAAUUUGUCCUUAAAUACCAUGUGUAAUAAAGCCUAGUUUCUGAAAUGAUUUAUCACCAAUGAAAGUGCUGUUUAGAAGCAGUUUACUUGUAUAUCUUGAUGUUAAAAAAAAAAAAAAAAAAAAAAAAAAAAAAAAAGGUCUGUCAGUUGGUUACCAACAUAGGAAAUCUGAUUUCUUUGUACAUCAUUACAUUGACUUUUCCAUCUCCAGCAUGGUGCAGCCAGCUAAUGCUGGGAACAAAUCUGGUAAAAUAAGGAUACAAUAAUAUAAAAAAAUAUAUAUUGGUAAGAUUAAAAUGAGUAAAGAUUACAAAAAAAUAUAUAUUUAGUUUCUUUCUGUUCUAAAAUGAAAUUGGUUUUCUUGCAGAUCAGUUCUAAUGCAAAUACAGAAUUGUGCCAAAACAUUACUAAAUGCAUGUAUUCAUUAUUUUAAGUCAUUUUAAUAAUGCUUUUUUAUAUAAAGAAAUACAAAAUAUAUAUGGUGGGUAACAGUAUAAUUGUAUAUGCAACAUCAAAAAACGGUAUGGUUACAUCAGUGCUGUAGAUACAGGAUAUUUACAUAGGAUCCAUCAAAGGAAAAACAGCAGCAUGGUUGCUUGUAGUAGAAUGCAGUUUAAGGUCAAUCAGUAUUUGUAAUUCAAAUUAAGACUGCACAAAUGAUAAUGGAGAAAUGCUUGAACUUGGACCUUUAUUGUUGACAGUAAAUUAUUGAAACUUGAUUUAAAAUGGGCCUGUGAUGCAAAAUAAAGAAUUCAGUUUUAAGUAAAUUCCUUUAAAUAAAUAUGAAGACUAGACUGGGGUAGGGCCAAUAUGUAGAUAAUUAACAUUUGUAUAGACAAUUAUUAGUAUUUUUACAUAAUUACAAAAUAAAUACAGCAAAUGUACAAUAAAAAGUUGCAACAUUUAAAUGCAAAUCUUGUUUAAAUUGUUCUGAAAAAUGUGUAAAACACAUAGAAAGAACCUUGUGUUAUAACUGAUUGCCUGCAUUUUAGUUUCUUUGCAUUUCCAACUAUAAUACUUUUUCCUGUGUGGUACAGUAAUUAUCUUUGUUAUCCCAUUAAAAUAAUACCUACUGAUUUACACCACUUUUAAUUUGAACAUUUCUAAGCAAAACCUACUAAAAUGUUUCCAGCAUUGGCUUUUUGUACUCCUGUUGACUAUUCAUUUAUCAGAGUAUAACUAAGAGGACCGUACAAUUUGGAUAAGAUAACACAGAAAGUAGAAUAGGAGUUUUCUAUAUAAUAUUGCUUCUUUUUCUUACCAGACAAAAUGCAUUUCCUGUGUUUUAAUGUUUGUCUUUCAAAAAGAAAGAUUUGCCAGUGUGCCAGUAGCUUUAUCGUAGAUAUUGGCAGAACUGUUUCAAGAGAUCUCAAAUGGUAUUUGGGUGUUGCACAGUAUCAGUAUGUUGUAUAUUGUAGUUAUCUGCUGCUUUUCCACACAUUUCAGAGAGAAAUGGAAAUUCUCUACCCAUUGCUCAGUUUUAACCUCUAGCCACUUAGUUUUCCAUAUUUGGAUUGAUUAUAGUUGAAAACUGUCUUUGUAGUUACUGGAACAUAAUUUAAAUAAUUAAUGUCUAUCUAAAUAUAUAUAUGUGUAUCCUUUUAUUGCAAUAAAAAUUAAGAAAGCA
Messenger RNA from Acipenser ruthenus (sterlet), 3615 nucleotides. Its product is annotated as translocation protein SEC62-like. Lineage: Eukaryota; Metazoa; Chordata; Actinopteri; Acipenseriformes; Acipenseridae. Gene Ontology annotation, biological process: post-translational protein targeting to membrane, translocation. The record is from RefSeq and is a predicted model, not a curated record. Gene Ontology annotation, cellular component: endoplasmic reticulum membrane; endoplasmic reticulum. Bases 86 to 1375 code for a protein of 429 amino acids. The transcript has 8 exons.